Podarcis muralis (Common wall lizard) is the source of this 4807-nucleotide messenger RNA. RefSeq names its product BCL11 transcription factor A (gene BCL11A). The record is from RefSeq and is a predicted model, not a curated record. Gene Ontology annotation, molecular function: DNA-binding transcription factor activity; RNA polymerase II cis-regulatory region sequence-specific DNA binding. NCBI's taxonomy places the organism in Eukaryota, Metazoa, Chordata, Lepidosauria, Squamata, Lacertidae. Gene Ontology annotation, biological process: negative regulation of dendrite development; regulation of transcription by RNA polymerase II. Gene Ontology annotation, cellular component: nucleus.
CAGCCGCCGCCGCCGCCGCGUGUGCCUGAUGCCUCGGAGGGUAACCCCCCCUCCCUGGCCAUUGGCUUGCCCUGCGCCGGGCUCCCCCCCUCACUCUUUUGCUUGAUCAUGUCCAGCCCCCGAUGACUGUCCAUUGGCGUGGCGCAGUCCUUCCCUCCUCCCCUUCCCUCCAGUUUCGCCCUGCCCAUGUUUUCUAUGUCUGUGUCCAUCCAGUCGCUUGACGUUCAAGUUCGUAGGGACGUCACGUCCGCACUUGAACUUGCAGCUCAGGGGGGCUUUUUGCCAUUUUUUUCAUCUCUCUUUCUCUCUCUCUCUCUCUCCUUUCUCUCUCUCCUUUUUUUUCCUCCCUCUCUCCCUCUUGCACAGAAAGGAAAAAAAAGCAAAAGAAAAAAAAGCAAAGCCAUGACUGCUAUCCCACAAUUCAUCUUCCCCGCGCCAUCUUUGUAUUAUUUCUAAUUUAUUUUGGAUGUCAAAAGACAUUGAUGAAGAUAUUUUCUCUGGAGUCUCUUUCCUUGUUCACCCGGCGCUUCCCGAUGUGAUCCGAGCGAGAGAGCUCCGCGCGCGCCCGCCCGAGCCACCAACACCACGAUGUCUCGCCGCAAGCAAGGGAAACCCCAGCACUUAAGCAAACGGGAAUUUUCACCCGAACCUAUCGAAGCCAUUCUCACGGAUGACGAACCAGAUCAUGGUACGUUGGGAGUUCCAGAAGGGGACCACGACCUCCUUACAUGUGGCCAGUGUCAGAUGAACUUUCCUUUGGGGGACAUCCUUAUUUUUAUUGAGCACAAACGGAAGCAAUGCAAUGGCAGUCUUUGCCUAGAGAAGGCUGUGGAUAAGCCCCCUUCGCCCUCGCCGAGCGAGCUGCGAAAAGCAUCCAAUCCCGUGGAGGUUGGCGUCCAGGUCACACCCGAGGAUGACGAUUGUUUGUCAACGUCAUCUAGAGGAAUUUGCCCUAAACAGGAACAUAUAGCAGGUAAAGAUGAACCCAGCAGCUACACAUGUACAACAUGUAAACAGCCAUUCAACAGCGCCUGGUUUCUCUUGCAACACGCACAGAACACUCAUGGAUUAAGAAUCUACUUAGAAAGUGACCACGGAAGCCCCCUAACACCGCGGGUUGGUAUCCCAUCAGGACUAGGUGCUGAAUGCCCUUCACAGCCACCGCUCCACGGGAUCCACAUUGCAGACAAUAAUCCCUUUAACCUCCUUAGAAUACCCGGAUCGGUUGCAAGAGAAGCUUCGGGUCUCGGAGAAGGGCGCUUCCCUCCCACGCCGCCUUUGUUUAGUCCCCCUCCAAGGCAUCACUUGGAUCCACACCGCAUAGAACGCCUGGGUGCCGAAGAAAUGGCCCUUGCAACCCAUCACCCCAGUGCCUUUGACAGGGUGCUGCGACUCAACCCCAUGGCCAUGGAGCCCCCAGCAAUGGAUUUCUCCAGGCGGCUUCGGGAGUUAGCUGGAAACACCUCUAGUCCGCCAUUGUCACCGAACCGGCCCAGUCCUAUGCAAAGGUUACUGCAACCAUUCCAGCCAGGCAGCAAGCCACCCUUUCUGGCCACGCCGCCUCUCCCUCCUCUUCCCGCUCCUCCCCCUUCCCAGCCUCCCGUCAAAUCCAAGUCCUGUGAAUUUUGUGGGAAAACCUUCAAGUUUCAGAGCAACUUAGUUGUCCACCGCCGCAGCCACACUGGAGAAAAACCUUACAAGUGCAACCUUUGCGACCACGCGUGCACUCAAGCAAGCAAGCUAAAGCGCCACAUGAAAACCCAUAUGCACAAAUCCUCCCCAAUGACAGUGAAGUCUGACGAUGGCCUCUCCACGGCCAGCUCCCCAGAGCCUGGAACCAGUGACCUUGUUGGCAGUGCUAGCAGUGCCCUAAAAUCCGUAGUGGCCAAGUUUAAGAGUGAGAAUGAUUCCAAUAUGAUUCCAGAAAACGGGGAUGAAGAAGAAGAGGAGGAGGAGGAGGAAGAAGAAGAGGAAGAGGAAGAAGAAGAGGAGGAUUUGACUGAAAAUGAACGGCCAGACUAUGGGUUUGGCAUUAAUCUAGAAGCAGCUCGUCACCAUGAGAACAACUCCCGGUCUGUCGAUGAGAACCGCUCCAUCCCGGAUGUCAUGCAAGGGAUGGUUCUGAGCUCCAUGCAGCACUUCAGCGAGGCCUUCCAUCAGGUCCUUGGAGAGAAACAUAAACGAGGGCAUUUGUCCGAAUCUGAGGUACAUAGAGACACUUGCGACGAAGACUCGGUAGCUGGUGAAUCCGAUCGCCUCGACGAUGGCGCUAUUAAUGGUCGGGGGUGUUCCCCUGGUGAAGCUGCCUCUGGAGGUUUGUCAAAAAAGCUGCUCUUGGGUAGCCCGAGCUCCCUAAGCCCUUUCUCCAAACGCAUCAAACUUGAAAAGGAGUUUGACCUUCCCGCAACAGCUAUGCCUAACACUGAAAAUGUUUACUCCCAGUGGCUAGCUGGGUACGCUGCCUCUCGGCAGCUAAAAGAUCCAUUCCUCAACUUUGGAGACUCCCGACAAUCGCCGUUUGCUUCCUCCUCUGAACACUCCUCCGAAAACGGAAGUUUACGCUUCUCGACGCCUCCUGGGGAGAUGGAUGGAGGGAUAUCAGGCCGCAGCGGUACAGGAAGUGGAGGGAGCACCCCGCAUAUUAGUGGUCCAGGCCCUGGAAGGCCUAGUUCAAAAGAGGGCAGACGCAGCGACACUUGCUGGCGUAGCGCCCAGGGGACGCUUGAUGCAUGGCAGAUUCCGGACGGAAGCCCAAGGACGCUUAAAUUCUGAGAGAAUGUGAAACGCAGAAGGGGAUGUGCUCUGCGUCCACGUGGGGCUUGCUCUCGGGUUGUUUUUUUGUGGCGCCGUCCGGCUGAGCAGCUCCAGAAGUUGCCACGCAAAAGGCGGGAACCGACCGAGCCCCCUGCUACUACUGCCUGCCCGAAGACUCUUUAUUUAUAUAUUUUUAACAGAGUAUAAAAACCGCGUCAUUAAAAAACCACCCAACUUCCAUUAAGGGCUUCCCAUGUUUCCCCGCUACCUCCCCUCUCUUUUAUUUGACAAUCUUCCGUCUUCGAUCUGGAAAGCCACCUGAAAACAGGUUGAUGGAGCAGGAUUGGGGAACCUUUGGCCCUCCGGAUGUUGCUUGAACUACAAUUCCCAUAAUGCAUAGCAAGCGUGGUCAAUGGCUGGGGAAGAUGGGAGUUGCAGUUCAGCCACAUCUGGAAAGCCAAAGGCUCCUCACACCUGUGACAAGUGUGACCUAGCGCAGUCGACCACAAAAUAAAUCUUCUCAACACAUACCUGUUCUGGUAAUUUGCAGAACAUCCAGAAUGUGACAGGACCCUCCCACCUAAAAAAUAAAAUAAAGAGUGGGGGGGGGGAGUCCACAGUUUUUUUGUAAGGUGAAAUGUUGGCUCAAGAUCUUGGAGCACCGCUAUCAGGCAAGUAGAUGAUGGGGCUGUAUUUGGGCCUUCCUAGGUGGUGCCCUGGAGAUAUUGUUGAGCUCCAGCACUUAGCAACCCCAGCCAAGGAUGAUGGGAGCUAUAUUCCUCCACCACCGGAGCUCACCAGUAGUCUGGCUCAGUAUAAGGUGAUGGCCUUCAACUCUUUACUAACCAAGGUCCAAGAGGGAGAAGGGAUGUCUUUCCGAUCUGCAAGAGUCUUCAGAGGCCAAUAUUACCGCGAGGUUGCUAUUAUUAUUAUUAUUAUAAUAUUAUUAUUAUUAGCCCUAGCCACUCUGGGCGGCUUCUAACAAAUCAAAACACACACAAUUAAACACCCGCACAAUCACUGCUGGCAGCAACUGCCGUGGUAGGAGCAAACCCGAGUGUCAACCCUGUGCAUGAGAAGAGCCUGCAGGAUCAGGCCAGUGACCCAUUGUAGACUAACGUCCUUUUCUCACAGCGCCUGCAGGGAACCCGCCAAGCGGGACCUGAGCGCAAGAGUCCUCUUCUUCCCAAUCUGUGGCUUCCAGAAACUGGUAUUCAGAAACAUACCGGCUCCGGCCAUGGAUGCAGAGCAGAGCCAUCAUAGCUAGUGGUCCCUGAUAGACUCAUCUUCCAUGAAUUUAUCCGAUGCUCUUUUAAAGUCAUCAGAGUUGGCGGCUCUCACCGCCUUCCCCUGGGAGUGAGUUCCAUAGUUUAGCUAUGCCUUGGUACCUUGAAGGCACUGAGAGUUUCCCCUCACUGGCUGAGGGGGUCUUGGUUAUUUGGCCUGUCAAAUAUCGUGACUCAGCUGUAAGUUAAGAGAGGCAGAGGCAAUGUCAGGUCCUGCUCCUGCUGGUCUGCCUCCUACGCUGGGCCAACUUCACAUUUUAUAUUGGAUUGUUGGAAUAUUUUGUAAGAUUGCAAUCCACCUUGGGUGCCUUGGCAGGAAAGGUGAUAUAUGUAUGUAUAUAUAGAAAUGCAAUAAAGUAUUUGAACAUGAUCAAGUACUAUAAAAUGUCCCAUAAAAAUACUAGGGAAGAGCAUUGCAUGUUUUGCAUGCAAAAGGUGCUCGGUUUAGUCCCCAUCAUCUCCAGGUCUGAAAAUCUUGGAGAGCAGCUGCCAGUCAGUGUAGACAAUAUUGAGCCAGGUGGACCAGUGGUCUGACUUGCUAUACGCUUCAUGUGCCCAGAGCACCCUUUAGGGUCAGACUCACCAUUUAGGCAAAACGAGGCAGGCAGGGGACUGAUUUUUGGAUUUCAUGAGCUGGCAGCAGAUGUUUAGUUAUUUGAUUUAUCUGUGCUUCAUGUUUGUGUCGGAGAGAUGCUUACAGGAUUAAUAAUAAUAAAAAAAAUUAUUUAUAUCCCGCCCUCCCCAGCCGAAGCCGGGCUCAGGGCGGC